Messenger RNA from Oncorhynchus keta (chum salmon), 7101 nucleotides. It is a transcript of the gene tacr3l, whose product is annotated as tachykinin receptor 3-like. Bases 781 to 2004 code for a protein of 407 amino acids. Lineage: Eukaryota; Metazoa; Chordata; Actinopteri; Salmoniformes; Salmonidae. Gene Ontology annotation, biological process: positive regulation of flagellated sperm motility; G protein-coupled receptor signaling pathway. Gene Ontology annotation, cellular component: sperm midpiece; plasma membrane. The transcript is spliced from 5 exons. The record is from RefSeq and is a predicted model, not a curated record. Gene Ontology annotation, molecular function: tachykinin receptor activity.
ACACAUUUAUCAAAUAUGACUGUUUAGUAAACUUAGUCAAUAAAGGUAUAUUUUCAAUACUUGCAGUGACAAUGACAAAGGCCCUUUGAUCACGGAGAUGUACCAUGAGUGAAAUUAGCGACUCAGUCAAUGGAGGCAACAGAUGCUGCAGGCCUUUAAUCGGUGCCUGAUACGUGCAUGUCGUUCAUCGUGAUUAUGUAAGGCACUUAUAAGUGACUCGCCAUCAAAUUCCAUGCUUGCCAUAUGUUUAUGUCUCAUUUGUAUAAAAGCGUAGCUGAUUGAUCUACAGUUCAAGUGAAUGACAGGUUGUUAUUAGAAAGGGGAGGGGAGUGUGACGGAAAGAAUUGAAUGGAACACGCGCAGCGCGUUCAGCGCACGACUCAGCGCAGUCCAUCCCUUUGGAUCCUACUGCUGCUCAGAGCUCUAGGAUACGUUCACUUAUGCGUAGCAAAACAAAGAAUAAUCUCUGUUUCCAAAGAACUGUUCGAAUAUUAUCGGUAGCCUAUUUGAGAAGUACUCUAUCAUAUAGAUCAGAAGUGCCGUGCUCUUCAAGUGUCAAUUAUUUAGUGGAGUUGUCACUAGACAUUUUGUUACGACUGUCUCCCAAACGCGUUUGCCCUGUAGUGACCGGAACAGCAAUAUAAAUGAAGAGGGACUUAACGUGACCGUAUUGAGCAGAGCACUUGCGGGUUUUGGUGCGCUGCGAAGGUGUAUGCCAAUUCAACGGCUACCACCUCCAGGCAUUGAAUCCAAGUAAAUAUCGGCAGGGUGACUAGAGGAAUGGCUGCGGCAAACAACGGAUCAAACACAACUAGGACCUUUACAAAUCAGUUUGUACAACCGCCUUGGCGCAUCGUGCUAUGGUCGGUCGCGUACAGCCUUGUGCUCGCCGUGGCAGUUUUUGGGAACCUGAUAGUGAUUUGGAUCGUAUUGGCGCACAAGAGGAUGCGGACCGUGACAAACUACUUUUUACUCAACUUGGCUUUCUCUGACGCCUCAAUGGCCGCGUUCAACACGUUGAUUAAUUUCAUAUAUGCUGCUCACGGCAAUUGGUACUUUGGAGAAUCAUACUGCAAGUUCCACAACUUUUUCCCAGUCACAGCAGUGUUUUCAAGCAUCUAUUCAAUGAGCGCAAUAGCGGUCGACAGGUACAUGGCCAUCAUCCACCCGCUGAAACCCAGGCUGUCGGCCACAGCCACCAAGGUGGUGAUCUUGUGUAUCUGGGCGCUGGCCGUGGUGCUGGCCUUCCCCCUCUGCUUCUACUCCACCAUCCGCAUCCUGCCCCGCCGGACAAUCUGCUACGUGGCUUGGCCCCGGUCAUCAGAUGACUCCUUCAUGUAUCAUAUCAUUGUGACGGUGCUGGUGUACGUGCUGCCCCUAGUGGUGAUGGGUAUCACCUACACCAUUGUGGGCGUGACGCUGUGGGGAGGAGAGAUCCCGGGGGAAGCAUCAGAUAACUACCACAGCCAGCUCACAGCCAAGAGGAAGGUGGUGAAGAUGAUGAUCAUUGUGGUGGUGACCUUCGCCCUCUGCUGGCUGCCGUACCACGUCUACUUCAUCGUGACGGGACUCAACAAGGCUCUGAUGAGGUGGAAGUCCAUCCAGCAGGUCUACCUGUCAGUGAUGUGGCUGGCCAUGAGCUCCACCAUGUACAAUCCCAUCAUCUACUGCUGCCUCAACAGCAGGUUCCGGGCGGGCUUCAAGCGGGCGUUCUGUUGGUGCCCGUUCGUCCGGGUAUCCAGCUAUGACGAGCUGGAGUUGCGCGACAAUACCACCCGCCACCGAUCCGGCCACCUGGGCAGCAUGUGCACCCUCUCCCGCGUGAACACUGGGACCAACAGCACCAACAAUCGCCAACACAGCAUCAAAAAGGCAGUCUCCAGCUGCCAUGGCAAUGCCAGUGUUAACGGAGAUAACCAUGGUAACCAUGGCAACCAACCGGCGGUAGCCAAGUCCAACCUUUACAGUGACCCCGAUGAUGUGGCCGACGAUCAGUUCUCCUGAGAUGUUUAUGACGACCACGACCACAUUCUAGAGUGUUCACGAGUGGUUUGGAAAGUCGUUGUCAACAUUUCGCCUUCUCGAACUUCCCUCAAAGAUUCCAAGCAAAAGCCUUUAGAUUUUCAUUUUAUUUUACCAAGCAUAAGUAUUUCAUGUGAGUUUGUUGCAAACGCGGUUGUUCUGUAUAAAGUAUUUUCUGCUGGCUUGAUGCAGUGAGAUUCUUUUGAUUUGAUUUGUAUUUUGCUUAGCUUUCGAAAAUCAUUUGUUUCUGCCUUUUCUCAUUUCCAAACCCCCCUCAUGACACUGACUGGACAUCUGGUAGGCUGCUGUCUCGACGGGCAGAUUUGUGACAUCUGGACUAAGCAAUGAAGGCAGAGCUUACCAGUAGUUUACCAGUGUGGGCAUGCAUCUAUUACUCAGGCAGACUCCCCUUGAAGGAAUGUUAGGAGUGGUUGGAGGUUGGGCAUAUAUAUAUAUAUAACGCAUAAUAAUGAAAUGGGAAAGUUGUUGCACACAGACGGUUUAUUAAUGUGUCUUUCUGUACCAUAAUCAUACACCCUUUAUCAGCUUGUCAUCAGUUCUGCAGACUGAUACCCCACAGAUUGAAAUAGCUGUGGACUGUAUGUCCUGAAAUUGUAUUAUUGUUUUUAGAGAGAGAGAGGCACCUGGGGCAAGAUCAGAUUAUUCAGUGUUUCUCUUUCAGCCUGCAAUUUCCUGAGGAUAAAUGAGAACGAUAGGAUGUUCCAUUUUGUUAUUGACAUUUCUCUCAUAAGCUGCUUUUGUCGUUAUAGGAAUCGUACAGUGCCAUUUAUUUUUUAAAUGUACGAGAUAUAUGUCUUAUGUAAGCAGAGGAUUGGUCUUUGCUUUUGUGAUAUACCGUGGUGUAUACUUACUGUGGUUAAGCCCAUUGUUAGCACUUUAGUCAUUGAGGGAUAAACGCCGACAAACACACGCACACACAAAGACAUGCACAGACACAUUCAGCCAUCAACGUGAAAGUAUUUCACCGAGACGUACUGUGAAGUACGGUGUACUAAAACUAAUCAUCAUGGGAAAUGGUGCCGUAUUAAAACACAAUCUGAGAGCUUUUUUGGGGGAUAAAAACCCACCCAUCCAUCUCUUUGAUUCCAUGAAGACCUUUAAUCCAGAGCUCAGGGCUCUUACAUAAACAUGCCAGUACUCCCUUUCCCUCUCUCUGAUAAGCGUCUCGUCACCUUAUCACACACAUUCGCACACACACGUAUGCAUAUGCACACACACUCGCACGGACGGGCGUGCACACACACCCACGUGCGGGUGCACGCACCCACAUACACACACACACUAAUCCCAGUGAAAGGAUAUUGCAGUUAUUUAUUGUGUAGUGGGAUUAUCACUGUAAUGUGAAUUGGCAAUAUAGGUCCUUCUGGUAUUGUACUACAAAAUACGGCAAGUUAUUCAUGACAUUUAAUCCUGGUAAAACUUCCCACUCUCAGGUCAGUUAGGAUCACCACUUUAUUUUAAGAAUGUGAAAUGUCAGAAUAAUAGUAGAGAGAAUUAUUUAUUUCAGCUUUUAUUUAUUUCAUCACAUUCCCAGUGGGUCAGAAGAUUACAUACACUCAAUUAGUAUUUGGUAGCAUUGCCUUGAAAUUGUUUAACUUGGGUCAAAUGUUUUGGGUAGCCUUCCACAAGCUUCCCACAAUAAGUUGGGUGAAUUUUGGCCCAUUCCUCCUGACAAAGCUGGUGUAACUGAGUCAGGUUUGUAGGCCUCCUUUGCUCGCACACGAUUUUUUAGUUCUGCCCACAAAUUUUCUAUGGGAUUGAGGUCAGGGCUUUGUGAUGGCCACUCCAAUAUCUUGACUUUGUUGUCCUUAAGCCAUUUUGCCACAGCUUUGGAAGUAUGCUUGGGGUCAUUGUCCAUUUGGAAGACCAAGCUUUAACUUCCUGACUGAUGUCUUGAGAUGUUGCUUCAAUAUAUCCACAUAAUUUUCCUGCCUCAUGAUGCCAUUUAUUUUGUGUAGUGCACCAGUCCCUCCUGCAGUGAAGCAGCCCCACAACAUAAUGCUGCCACCCCCGUGCUUCACGGUUGGGAUGGUGUUCUUCGGCUUGCAAGCAUCCCCCUUUUUCCUCCAAACAUAACGAUGGUCAUAAUGGCCAAACAGUUCUAUUUUUGUUUCAUCAGACCAGAGGACAUUUCUUCAAAAAGUAUGAUCUUUGUCCCCAUGUGCAGUUGCAAACUGUAGUCUGGCUUUUUUAUGGCGGUUAUGGAACAGUGGCUUCUUCCUUGCUGAGCGGCCUUUCAGGUUAUGUUGAAAAAGACUCGUUUUACUGCGGAUAUUGAUACUUUUAUACUUGCGUACUAUUGUUUGUACAGAUGAACGUGGUACCUUCAGGCGUUUGGAAAUUGCUCCCAAGGAUGAACCUGACUUGUGGAGGUCUACAAUUUUUGGCUGAUUUCUUUUGAUUUUCCUAUGAUGUCAAGCAAAGAGGCACUGAGUUUGAAGGUAGGCCUUGAAAUACAUCCACAGGUACACCUCCAAUUGACUCAAAUUAUGUCAAUUAGCCUAUCAGAAGCUUCUAAAGCCAUUACAUCAUCUUCUGGAAUUUUCCAAACUGUUAAAAGGCACAGUGAACUUGGUGUAUGUAAACUUCUGACCCACUGGAAUUGUGAUACAGUGAAUUAUAAGUGAAAUAACCUGUCUAUAAACAAUUGUUGGAAAAAUUACUUGUGUCAUGUGCAAAGUAAAUGUCCUGACCGAAUUGCCAAAACUAUAGUUUGCUAACAAGAAAUGCGUCAAGUGGUUGAAAAAUGAGUUUUAAUGACUACAACCUAAGUUUAUGUAAAGUUCCGACUUCAACUGUACACUGCACGGGAGUUUGAUGGCAUCUUAAUUGGGGAGGACGGGCUCGUGGUAAUGGCUGCAGCGGAAUCAGUGAAACAGUAUCAAAUACACCAAACCUGUGGUUUCCAUGUGUUUGAUGCCAUUCCAUUCGCUCUGCUCCAGAUAUUCGUAUGAGCCGUCCUCCCCUCAGCAGCCUCCCCUGAUACAUUGAUUACACCAAAUAUUAGGUACACCUACCGAAUACUGAGUUGAACCCUUUAAAAGGCCACAAUAAAAUGUGUACUCACCAGAUAUGUCAUCCAUUGAGCAUGUUUGUGAUGCUCUGGAUCGACGUGUAUGACAGAGUGUUCCAGUUCCCGCCAAUAUUUAGCAACUUUGCACAGCCAUUGAAGAGGAGUGGGACAACAUUCCACAGGCCACAAUCAACAGCCUGAUCAACUCUAUGUGAAUGAGAUGUUGCGUUGCAUGAGGCAAAUGGUGGACACAUCAGACACUGACUGUUUUUCUGAUCCACGCCCCUACUUUUUUUGUACAUUAUAUACACAAAACCCCAUAAAAUUAGUGGAUUCGGCUAUUUCAACCACACCCGUUGCUAACAGGUGUUACCAUCCAGCACACGGCCAUGCAAUCUCCAUAGACAAACAUUUGCAGUAGAAUGGCCUUACUGCUCAGUGACUUUCAACAUGGCACCGUCACAGGAUGCCACCUUUCCAACAAGUCACUUCAUCAAAUUUCUGCCCUGCUAGAGCUACUGUAAGUGCUGUUAUUGUGAUGUGGAAAUGUCUAGGAGCAACAACGGCUCAGCUGCGAAGUGGUAGGCCAAACAAGCUCACAGAACAGGACUAUCGAGUGCUGAAGAGCGUAGCGUGUAAAACACCCCUGUCCUCGGUUGCAACACUCACUACCAAGUUCCAAACUGACACUGGAAGCAACGUCAGCGCAAUAACUUCGUCAAGAGCUUCAUGAUAUGGGUUUCCAUGGCUGAGCAGCCGCACACAAGCCUAAGAUCACCAUGCGCAAUGCCAAGCAUCGGCUGGAGUGGUGUAAAGCUCGACUCUGGAACAGUGGCAACGUUCUCUGGAGUUACGAAUCAUGCUUCACCAUCUGGCAGUCCAACGGAUGAAUCUGGGUUUGACGGAUAUCAGGACAACGCUGCGUGCCCCAAUGAUAGUUCCAACUGUAAAGUUUGGUGAAGGAGGAAUAAUGGUCUGGGGCUGUUUUUCAUGGUUCGGUCUAGGCCCCUUAGUUCCUAUAAAGGGAAGUCUUAACGCUACAGGAUACAAUGACAUUCUGGAUGAUUCUGUGCUUCCAACUUUGUGGCAAAAGUUUGUAGAAGGCCCUUUCCUGUUUCAGUAUGACAAUGACCCCAUGCAUAAACUGAGAUCCAUACAGAAAUGGUUUGUCAAGAUCUGUGUGGAAGAACUUGACUGGCCUUUGGGAUGAAUUGGAACGCCGACUGCGAGCCAGGCCUAGUCGCCCAACAUCAGUGCCCGACCUCACGAAUACUCUUAUAGCUGAAUGGAAGCAAGUCCCCGCAGCAAUGUUCCAACAUCUAGUGGAAAGCCUUCCCAGAAGAGUGGAAGCUGUUAUAGCAUCAAAGGGGGAGACCAACUCCAUAUUAAUGCCCAUGAUUUUGGAAUGAGAUACUCAAUCAGCAGUAUAGAUAUGAAGGUUCUUUCUCCAUCUUCCUCACAUUCCUCUCUCUCUCUCUGCCCAUAUGAAUGUACAGUAAUGCUUUUUAAGAUUUAUUAGUAUUAAAAUGUGCAUAUUUUUGCCAAAACGUAACAGCGGUAAAAAUACAAUGUUUACCUCAAUUAUAGUGAAUAUUGUAGGUUCAGCUACUGCAAUGCAUAGUCAGAAAUGUUCAGGUUUAUGUUGUGCAGCUUUGAUGGGUGCACAGUUCAAUCACAUGUACAAAACAAUACCUGUUUUAUCCCCAUGGAAUAGUGUUUACUGGCUUGUUAAGGCAGUGUGCAUAUUGCAAUGUUUAGAUUAAUUUAAAGAGGCUCACUUACACCACAAUCAAACUCCAGCAUUUUGGAUAAUGUUUGUAUUUUCUCAUAAUUGUCAUUUGGUACCAAGCAAUUUAUUUUCAUACACAGACACUUGACGUAAAACCCAUGCUAGCUUGCAUAUUCAUGAAUGUACCAAAGUAUAUAAAUUGUGCAAAUAACUGUUGAAACUGCAAUUUUUCAAUUACAGAAUGCCUCUAGUCUAUUUGCCUAUUCUGGCUACUGUGUGAGUAUGCAUUGAUUGAAUAAAGGUGUUUGCUGACCAA